CUAUAACUGAAAUCGGCAAUUACUUAGUUGCCAACCCAAUAGUUCCGAAAAUAUUUUCAACACGCCAGGAACGGUAUAAUUCCGUGCUUUUUAUAUUCCGCUUUGUUUACCCGGGGGGAAUCUCGGUCAACGGUGCGCGUCCUCGAAAAGUCAGGUGUAAAUCACGAUGCGACGCGGUGGAGUGCUUGCGAACCGAUAACGUUGAGAAUCGCGGCGAUAACGUGGAUGUUCGCUGAGAAACGAGAAAGAGAGAGAGAGAGAGAGAAUUACAGCGAGUCCUUUCUCCGCCUCCGUCCGCGUCUCGUGGAACGAUCCCCGUUCGAUUAUGAAAUCAUUACACCGUACGGACGAUCGGUAUCGUGCAGCCGUUGCCUGGGACACGAUACCGCGAGCUGGUGCUCGAUCGAAGAUCCACGGCGAGGUCGUAAAUUGAGACGCAGUCAGGUCCUGUGGCUGGUGCUCCUCAUCGCGUACUGUUGCGACGGCGAAAAGCUGUCUCCGGAUCAGAAGGCGCCUCCGUUCGCGCGUGGUUCAGGCGGACUGAUCCUGAACACCCCGUUGGAGGACAACAAGGCCAGACACCGACCGAUACAGAGCGGUCCCAGCGGCUCGACCGCGGGAGAUCAGGUGCAGAGGGAGGAGACGGAGAUGUUGAAGGAAGUGGACGGCGAGUUGGUGCGAGUCGUUAAGGGUAGCUUCUCAUACAAAAGUCCCGAGGGUCUGCCAAUCUCCGUGAAGUACGAGGCCGACGAAAAUGGGAACAGAGCGAGCUUCAAGUUCGGCACCGGCGAAGCGGGAGGCUCGGUUACGCCCGGCAAAUCUUCGGGACCAAGAAAAGGAGGUGGCGACCGACAAAACGGUCAAGGAACCAAGGGAGGGAACGGAUCGAAGGAUAACGCUUACCUUCCACCCAACAAAGACGUAGACAGAAGCUACCUGCCUCCGAAAUAGAACCGCGCAACCGGUGUAAAAGACACGGUAACCCGUACUAUAGCAAUUUGUUAAUGGUCCAAGGAUUCUUCUUCAGAAACGUCAAGUUGUUCGCUCGGUAGAAUUGUACAAAGCCUGUAAACAUUUAGCUGAUUAAAUUAAUCAAUGAUACGACACACAUGACUAUAUUCUACACAGUACGAAAUAAAGUAUAUUUUUUCACACAUGAUAAUGCUCACAUAGCGAUGUAAACCGUCAAGAUCUUGGAGUCCAGCUAGCACUACCUAACUCGUUGUAUUUACAGUUCGUAUCUUUUCUAAAUAACACUUAGAAAAAUAUAAGAAUAGUGACCAUGUGGAGAUUUUGAUAUUCCGCAUUGUAAAAAAGAGUUUAUUGAUUAUUGAAAUCAAAUUUUUAUAUAACACGUUUGUCACUUAGAAUAUUGGUCGAUUGUCCAUUGGUGUUCAUCUUUCGGAACCACGGUAUGUGGAAUAACCGAACGGGCUUAACAGCAACGGUAUGUGAUAGUGUCCGGCGGGAUCCUUCACAUCGAACACGAUUUCGAUGAACGGGUACAUAGUCUCUAUUCUUCUUAGCGUAAAGUACUUGUCCACGUCGAAGUGGAUCUUGUAUCGCCCGGCAGUAAAGCUGGCUCUUAUACUAUCCACUAAGUCUACGCAACGACCAUUCGGAGAAGUAUUACUGAAAAGGCACAACCAUUGUAACAACAAAACUACUUAUCUCUAAUAUUUCAUUUAUGAAUCUCU
Messenger RNA from Megalopta genalis, 1697 nucleotides. The record is from RefSeq and is a predicted model, not a curated record. NCBI's taxonomy places the organism in Eukaryota, Metazoa, Arthropoda, Insecta, Hymenoptera, Halictidae.